Aphidius gifuensis is the source of this 2299-nucleotide messenger RNA. RefSeq lists its product as uncharacterized. Gene Ontology annotation, cellular component: nucleus. The record is from RefSeq and is a predicted model, not a curated record. Gene Ontology annotation, molecular function: mRNA binding. The transcript has 3 exons. Lineage: Eukaryota; Metazoa; Arthropoda; Insecta; Hymenoptera; Braconidae. Gene Ontology annotation, biological process: mRNA export from nucleus. The coding region runs from base 493 to 1881 and encodes 462 amino acids.
AAAUAUCAAGUAUCUAUAAUUAACAAAUUAAAUUCAAUUCAACGUCAGACAAUGUCAAAUAUAAACAUUGAUAAACAUGUGUGAAUGUGUGUGACUAUCCACGCAUACAUACGUACCUAUCUUGUGUACAUAUACGCAUGCACACAACUACUGAUCCCCAAUAUGGCGUCUCAAAUUCUAGCUUCGGAUGACCUGUCUAGAUCUAGUAACUCAUCUAGGAACCUUGUGUAUUUCUAGUCUUCUUGGUCAGAUCCCUAUACGCAUUGAUUUAUACACACAUACAAAAUCCACAGCAUUUGUCAGUGUAUGUAGCUUCUUCUUCUCAACAUAUAUGUACGAUAUUAUUGAUAGACGAUAGUUCUAUUUUUCACGUCCAUUUUUUUAUCAUUUAUAAAUAGUCAUUUAAAGAGAUAUUUAUUUAUUAUAAUUUAUUAUUAAAUUAUAACUAAUAUAGCAGUUGAAUUAUUGUUUUGAUUAAGUGCAGUGAUCAUCAUGGCAGAUUUGAGUCUCGACGAUAUUAUAAAAAAAAAAAAACCACAAAUUGCUGGAAUGAAGAGUCGAGGCGGAAUUCGUAAGGCUGCUUCAGUACGUGGUGUAACACGUCAAAAUACAUCAUCAAGAGUACCAGGACGUAUUAUUAAACCAGUGACAGACGCAAGAUUAAAAAUAAUACAAAAAAAUCGUGAAAAAUUAACAGAUGCACGCGAUAAACUUGCUGAAAUUGCAAAACAAAGUGAUGCCCGUUUAAAAUUAGAAAAAUUACGUGCAUCAAAUGUUAACAAACAAAAUAAAAAAUUAAUUGGUAUAUCACGUAAUACAGGUAGAAAUGGUAAAUUAACAUUAUCAACAAAUAAAUUAUCAACAUUAUCACCAAUGAAUAACUAUAAAAAUUCAUUAAUCAAUCAUUAUUCACGUCAAAAACAACAAGCUCAUCAUCAUGAAUUACAGCAACACCAAUUACCAAGAAGCGUAAGUUAUCGACGUGAUCUCGAUGAUCCUCAUUACAACAGUAUGAAUGAUAUGUCAAUGGAUUACAUCAAUGAUAAUUACCUGAUGGACACUCAGCCAAUACGUAGAACAGUUGCUAAUGAUUAUUCACCAGUUUUACCACCUCCUCCACCAGUAUUUGGUGCUAAAUCAACACCUGGAUAUUUAUGGCCAAAGCAACAACAACAACAACCACAACAGCAACAGCAUCGUCAACAACCUCAACACCAACAACAAAACCAACAAUUACCCAGUAUAACAAGAAGUAUAUCAAUGAGAGAUAGUAGUCUUGACAGACCAAGACAAUUUAAAGUCAUUGCGCGUGCACCAAUGGCACAAAAAAAUGAACCAACAUAUCGUGAAAAUUGGUCAUUUGCGUCUAAAACAAGAACAAUUGUUGCUGAUGAACAUGAUGAUAAUUAUUACGAUUCAAGAUCAAAUCACAGAGAUGUUGCUGUUAAAACAAGAUUUGAUAGUAAUAUUAAGUCACGACAAAUUGGAUUAUUGGCUAGACCAAAAACUGUUAAUUCAUCAAGUGGUAUUAAUGGAUAUAGAAUUGUUGUAUCAAAUCUUCAGGCAAAUGUUACUAAAGAAGAUAUUCAAGAAUUGUUUGAAGAUGUUGGUGAAUUACUUGUAUCAACAUUAGUUAGACCAGGUACUGCUGAAGUUAUUUAUAAAACAUUAAAAGAUGCAACAAAAGCAGUUGAAACUUAUCACAAUAGGCAACUUGAUGGACAUCCAAUGAAGUGUAUGCUGGUUAAUCCAAGACCUAAAAAUAAUCCAACUGCACCAGCUGUGAGACCACUUACUGAUUCCAGAAGAUCAGGCUCUAGCUAUGUUCAACCAAGUAUUGGUGCUGUUCAUCGUGCUCUAUUUGAUGAUGGCCAUAACUAAUUUUAAUAAUAAUAAUAAUAAUAAUAAUAUUUGUAAAAAAAAUAUCAACAAUAAUCAGCAUUUAAAUUUCAUUACUGACAAGUAAUUUAAAAAUUGUAAUAAACCAAUCGAUUUUGGAUUAUUGUUCAAUAUUUUAUUUGGUAUUUCAUAAAAAAAAAUACCUAAUUAUGAUUUGAUUUAUUCUUUAAAUACAAAAAAGAAAACUAUCAACAAAAAUGAUUUUCAUUUUUUUUUUUAUGAUUAUAAUUGAUAUUGAUAUUAUUACUCAAUAAAAAAUCUUAAAAAAUACAAGUAAGUUGUUUUCUAUUUAAGUUCUUUUUAUUACUUUUAAGAAAAAAAGUUAUUGACAGCUUAGUUUUCAAAAAGAGUAAUUAUUGUUGAAUUUUUGAAAAAUAUUUUAUUAUAACUAACUAACUAU